GGGCACGUUUCGUGGCCCCCGAGCAUUACGCGGUAGUUGUGGAAAAGACCUGAUUCUAAAUUCAAUAUGGUGGAAGGUGCAGACUUCAAGGAACUUUCAAAGCUGAGGCGAGAGAAGCGGGUGGCAGAGAGCAAAAACCAGUGCAAGGAGCAGGCCGACUACUGCAAUGCCAUCGGAACACUGCUCUUCAACGCCGGCCAGUUUGAUGAAGCCCUGGAUGAGCACCAGGAAGAGCUCGCGCUCUGUGAAGCCCUGGGCGACAGUAUGGGUGUGGCCGUGGCUCAUCGUAAAACGGGCGAAGUGCUGUGCGAGCUGGCGCGGUACGAGGAGGCGCUGCAGCACCACACGCGCUUCCUGGAGGCGGCCGAGCGUCAGCAGGACCGACUCGAGAUCCAGCGCGCCGCCGCCACCCUCGGCCGCACCUACCUGCUCAUGGCGGAUAAUUUGACCCCAAGUCAGGAAGAAGCCAAAGAAGCCAACCUGAAACUGGCGCAGGAGUAUUUCCAAAAAAGCCUUCGUGUCGUUCCGAGUGUUAUGGGCGUGUCUGGCCGGGAGAGGGCUGAGAUGACUGCCCGUCUUCACCUGAACCUGGGCAUUGUGGCCGAGUCGAACGGCAAGACCGAGGAGGCCCGCGUCGCGUAUAGGAAGGCUGCGGCAGUGACGGAGCAGCACGGCCUGCUGGAGGACGGCCGCCGCGUGCACGACAGCCUGGCCCUGAGUCUGCAGUCGACGGCCGAGUACGGCCAGGCGCUGCACCACCUGCAGGUGUCACUGCGGCUGGCCGAGCGACUGCAGGAUCGGGCCGGCCGCGCGGAUGUCCUCCACAGCCGCGCCACGGUGCUCCUGCUGAUGGGGGACACAGAGGCCGCCAGCCGCUCCUGGUACAAGGCCUACAAGCUGCGCUCGCCAAAGCCGGCGGAACACGAGAGACACUCCCGCUGCCUGCGAUGCGCGGUGCGAAUCUGCCGCGCCGACGACCAGUUGAUGCUGCUGGACCGGGACGACCACCAGGGGCGCCACGAUCGCCACGAGAAGCUCGGCGACUGGUUCUGCCAGUUGUCGGCGUACGCGUCGGCGCUGGAGCACUAUCGGGCGCAGCUGCAGUGUUCCGAGGCGCUGGGACGCCCAGAGGCGGUCAAGGCCGCCAUCUACGCCUCGCUGGCCGAGACGCACAAGGACCUGCGUCAGCACGCUGAGGCCAAGCGGUGGUUUCUGCGCGAGCUGGAGGCCCGACGGGGCAACAGCAAGGAGGUAUGCAAGACGCUGUUGAACCUGGCGAGCCUAGAGCUCUCUAUGGGCGGCGACGUCGGCUCUAUUUGCGAGUUUUACCGCCAGGCGGCGGACGAGGCAUGCCUGGCCGGCCUGCCCCGACUACGGGCGUCUGCGCUGCAGGACAUGGCUGAGACGUACCGCGAACAUGGUCUGCUGGAGGACGAAGCGCGCGUGCGCCGCGACCUGGCGCUGGCGCUGCGCUGUGACCGCCUGCCCGAGGACUUCGACGGGAGGCACGACAGUCAGGAGGACUCCUCCGAGCCGGAGGACGACGGCUCGGGCAGCGAGGGCGAGUCCAUCGACCUAGACCACCUGGAAGGCCUGAGCUCCGACUCGGAGGACGCGGACCCGGAGCGACCGCGGCGAGCACGCCCGGCGCGCAACCUCUGGCGCAACAACAAGGGCGAGACGCACCUGCACGUGGCCUGCAUGCAGGGCAAGCUGAAGCAGGCGGCCCGGCUGCUGCAGUCGGGUCACCCGGUGAACGCGCGGGACCACUCCGGCUGGUUGCCGCUGCACGAGGCGGCCAACUUCGGCCACCUGGAAGUGGUGCGCCUACUGCUACAGCACGGCGCGCGCGUCGGCGACCCGGGCGGCCAGCACUGCGGCGGCACCACUCCGCUGCACGACGCUGCUGGCAACGGACACCUGGAGGUGGCGCGCCUGUUGAUGGAAGCUGGCGCCAGCCCGGCGGCCACCAACCAGCAGGGCGAAACGCCUCUGGAGUACCUCAUGGCCUACCGUGCCAACCUGGAUGUCAGGCUAACGCCGGAUGAACUGGCGGACAUCAGACAGCUGGAGGACGAGAUGAAGGAAGCUCUGAGAAAGGCGGGUCAACCGGUGCCGACCUCUCCCAGCCGCCGCCUGCAGAGCUCGCCGUCGGUGCGCACGUCCGGCACCUCCGGCCCAACCGACGACCCGCAUCCCCGGGCAGCCCUGCAGCAGUGGUGGUCUCGGACGGGGAAGAGAAGGAGGAGGACCCGACGGCAGUUUCUGCUGCGUCCCUCUCUGGAGCUGCUGAAGGACGGCGCUCUGCUCACGCUGGACGACGCCGUCAGCGGACUGGUCCGCGGCCAGGAUGACGUCAUCAGCAGCCGCGUCAUCAGCUGGGAGCGGCCGCCGCUGACCGAGCGCUACAGUGCGGCCUGCGGGCUGCUGAACGCACGCGCCAUCGGCACUGUGGCCUCUCGCCUCGCCCUCUGCCAGGGCUCUGGCCGUCUGGACUUGGCUGACGUCCGCCUGACGCCGGCGAGGCUGCGGCCUGUUCUACGCGCCACCCAGCGCUACAACUGUAUCACGCAGCUCGACCUCGCCGGCAAUCCGCUCGGCGAUGAGGGCGUACAGGAACUCAGCUCAGCUCUGCCCCACCUGACCGGUCUCGACACUCUUGACCUGACCUGUGUCAAGAUGACGUCAGCCGGCCUCGGUCACGUAGCGGCCGCGGUCGGCGAGGCCGCUGCUCUUCAGGCCUGCAAGACCCUGCGUCUUGGCUACAACUUGCUGGCGGACAGCUCGUCUGGGGCCCACCUGGCCACGCUGCUGGCCGGCCUGACCCGACUGACCUGCCUCGACCUGACCUCGUGUCAGCUGACCGAGCACCACCUGUCGGCCCACCAGGACACGUUGGCGCUCGCCCUGGCUGGGAGCAGCCUGUCGGAGCUGCGGCUGUCGCACAACGCCGUGUCGCCGGAGCUCGACCUGAGCCGCAGCGGGCUCACCGACGAGCAGGCCGACCAGCUGGCCAGCGUUGAGUGGUGCCCCGACGCGGCCGACGGAGACGUGCUGCUCGAGCUGCGCCACUGCUGA
Molecule: messenger RNA, 3078 nt
Organism: Pollicipes pollicipes
Lineage: Eukaryota; Metazoa; Arthropoda; Thecostraca; Pollicipedomorpha; Pollicipedidae
Product: tonsoku-like protein
Exons: 24
Coding region: 67-3078 (1003 amino acids)
Biological process (GO): replication fork processing; double-strand break repair via homologous recombination
Cellular component (GO): nuclear replication fork
Molecular function (GO): protein binding
Source: RefSeq, a predicted model, not a curated record